Molecule: messenger RNA, 1381 nt
Organism: Onychomys torridus (southern grasshopper mouse)
Lineage: Eukaryota; Metazoa; Chordata; Mammalia; Rodentia; Cricetidae
Gene: Pon1
Product: paraoxonase 1
Exons: 9
Coding region: 1-1146 (381 amino acids)
Cellular component (GO): extracellular region
Molecular function (GO): aryldialkylphosphatase activity; arylesterase activity
Source: RefSeq, a predicted model, not a curated record
AUGAGGGUAGAAAUAUCUCAGUUCUUUUUUCUGAAGAAAGGACACACCCUCUUACUACCCCUUGUGUACGCAGUCACAGUGAGGACAUUUUAUAUAGCGACAGUGUUUAUUCACUCCCGGCUCAUCUUCUGUGAGACUAAAUUGCCAAGAAGAAGAAGAUUAAAUGCUCUCCGUGAAGUAACUCCUGUAGACCUUCCUAACUGCAAUUUAGUUAAAGGAGUCGAAACAGGUGCUGAAGACUUAGAGAUCCUCCCUAAUGGACUGGCUUUCCUAAGUACUGGACUAAAAUACCCUGGAAUAAAAAGUUUUGAUCCCGAUAAGCCCGGAAAAAUACUUCUGAUGGACUUGAAUGAGAAGGACCCAGCAGUGUUGGAAUUAGAAAUUACAGGAAAUAAGUUGGAUACAUCGUCAUUCAACCCUCAUGGAGUUAGUACAUUCACAGCUGAAGAUAAUGCCGUGUACCUACUGGUGGUAAACCACCCAGACUCCAAGUCCACUGUGGAGGUGUUUAAAUUUCAAGAAGAGGAAAGAUCACUUUUGCAUCUGAAAACCAUCACACAUGAACUUUUUUCUAGCAUCAAUGAUAUUGCCGCGGUUGGACCUGAAAGCUUUUAUGCCACAAAUGAUCACUAUUUUGCUGACACAUAUUUAAAGUCCUGGGAGAUGUACUUGGGUCUGUCAUGGUCCAAUGUUGUUUACUACAGUCCUGAUAAAGUCCAAUUAGUAGCAGAAGGAUUUGAUUUCGCUAAUGGCAUUGGCAUUUCCCCUGAUGGCAAGCAUGUCUAUAUAGCCGAAUUAUUGGCUCACAAGAUUCACGUGUAUGAAAAGCAUGCUAAUUGGACUUUAACUCCAUUGAAGGUCCUCGACUUUGACACCCUUGUGGACAACAUCUCCGUGGAUCCUGUGACAGGGGACCUCUGGGUUGGUUGCCAUCCCAAUGGGAUAAGAAUCUUCUUCUACGAUUCUAAGAAUCCUCCUGGCUCAGAGGUGAUUCGAAUCCAGAACAUUCUAUCAGAAGAACCUAAAGUAACUGUAGUUUAUGCAGAAAAUGGCACAGUGUUGCAAGGUAGUACAGUUGCCUCUGCGUACAAAGGAAAACUGCUUAUUGGCACUGUGUUCCACAGAGCUCUUUACUGUGAUCUGUGACAAGCUGAUUGCACCACACCAUGGACAAUGGAGUCCAUUAUUUUAAUUGUCUUCCAUAUUGAAGGUGCCUUUCACAGUGAUCUCUGGUGACCAAUGAAAGCUGACAUUAAACUUAGAAGGUGUGAGAGUGUUUACCGGCUACAGAUGUGAAUAGCAAGGGUUUCUUUAAAGUUAGUCUUGAACUACUUGAAGACUUCAUUUAUCAAUAAAAACUCUUUCACCAAAAUGGCUAAAU